Messenger RNA from Schizophyllum commune H4-8, 591 nucleotides. RefSeq lists its product as uncharacterized. The transcript has 6 exons. The record is from RefSeq and is a predicted model, not a curated record. The coding region runs from base 1 to 591 and encodes 196 amino acids. Lineage: Eukaryota; Fungi; Basidiomycota; Agaricomycetes; Agaricales; Schizophyllaceae.
AUGACUUGGGAUAUAUUCGGCUACGACCCGGAUAUAGCGGUCACGACGGCCUUGAUGUUCACGGUGCUUUCCUGUCUGAACUAUCUGCUUAGCGAUGCACUUGUCGUGUGGAGAGCAUGGGUAAUGUGGCCUAGCAACAACUUCGUGCGGGGAUUGCUCUCGGGCUGCAUGACUCUUGGUCUGUCCGGGACAAUCUUCGAGAUCGUAUCACAGACUGCAAUGGUGUCCGAGCAUAUUGUUCUCGGCCUUCCCCUCACGGUGAUGGCCAUCACGCUGUGUCUGACGAAUGUUGUCUCGACGGCGCUCAUUGGCGCGAGGUACUGCGAACAAAAGGUCAUGCGCGACUCCAGGAUGUAUAGACGGGACGUGUCCAAACUUCUCGCUCCGAACUCUAGCGGCAUGGUCGGAGGUGUCCUGCUACUGCUCCUGGAGUCUGGCGUGGUAUAUACGGUGCUAUGGGCUAUCAACAUCUUCGUCCAAGUCAGCGAGAAGAUCGAAGGCCACCCGCACGUCGCGGGCCAUUUCGAGAUGAUGCACGAGACUUUCUAUUUGUGUGCGGCGUACUUCUUAUUGACCACUGUGAGUGACUAG